UUUCCGCAGACUGACACUCGCGCACGUUCCCACCGGUGCUGAGCGAGUAGUAGUAGCAGCACCAGGGGGGAUGGAGUAAAUGCAGGAAGAAAGUCAUGGAUCCCGCUGGAGAACAAACGAGCCAACCAGUCGACAUUUAUCGCGACACAUGGGUCCGCUACUUGGGCUAUGCCAACGAGGUCGGGGAGGCGUUUCGUGCUCUGGUGCCGGUGAGUUUGGUGUGGGGCAGCUACGCCGUGGCCACCGCGUACGUUACUGCCGAUGCUGUGGAUAAAGGGAAGAAAGCCGCGGCGGCCCAUGGAGACAACCCAGGGAGGACCACGCGGGUUGCGGCGGCCGUGGUUGACACCUUUGUGUGGCAGGCCCUCGCCUCUGUGAUGAUCCCGGGCUUCACCAUUAACCGCGUGUGCGCCGCCUCGCUCUAUGUGCUGGGCAGAACCACCAAAUGGCCUCUGCCUGUCCGUAAGUGGGCCACUACAGCUAUUGGGCUCUCCACAAUCCCCUUCAUCAUUACUCCCAUAGACAGGUCUGUGGAUUUCCUGUUGGAUUCGAGCCUUCGAAAGGUCUACGAUGGGGGGGAGAAGCACAAAUAAGGAAAGACUGGGGUUUUCUAUCUUUAACCUCUCAGGGCAAUCUAGGUAGCCUCACCAAAAAUGUCUAAAUACAAAUGUAACUGUAUAAAUAUGUCAGUGGACGUGUUGAAUCCCUCUUGUUAGUAUUUUAUUGAAGGGACACAGUGUGCAGUGAGAUGUCAGCGAUAAAAUCUAGAGGAGACUCAUGUUUGACCUAAUGGGCUAGAGUUCACAGAGCUCAUGUCCAUAAGUCAAGCUAUUAAAUACCAAUUAGCCAUAAUUAGUGGUACUGUACUGACACUUUCAGAUGAUGUUACUGUACUUACACAUACCUAGUACUUGCUGUAACAGCGUCUUUUAGCGUUUUUAGUCUCUUUCUGAAAAAAAAUUUUCAGGAACAUCUAUUAUGCACUUUUCCACCAUUUAGCCAUUUUUUUCCACAUUUGAAUUACAAUCUGGAUGAUUGUGUAUAUAUACUGUAUAUUGUAUAUAUAUAUCAAUAUAUUUUAUGGUUCCUUUAACAGCGAGUAGUACUUAUGGAGGACACCAGGACACCUUCAAGUAUUUGUGUGAUUAUGCAACAUUAGUUUAAAUUCAUAAAUAGUCAUGCCUAUAUUUUAUUAAGGCGAAUUAUAAUAACUUUAGUCAGGACAUUUUAAAAACUUUAUUUUGCAUGGACUGUUUAAGAAAUGGAGCUUAUUAUCUAUCUGUGCAGACGAUGGUUAAAGGGAUUCAUUUUGGGUGCUGUGUAUGUACUGUAGGCUUUGCUUAGAGGAACAUAUGCUGUGUCUCAAACUAAACUAUGCAAGGGGAGCAAGAAUCUGUGCUGUACGUACACAGGCUUUGCAAAUCAUUGGAACUGUUCUCCCAUUUUAGAAAUACAUCCAAAAUGUAGUUAGAUGAGAGAGGGAAUUUAAUUUUGGAAAUGGUUUGAUAGGCUUUUUUAUAACGGCAUGCACCACUGUCACUUCUGUUGUUGUGUACCUUCACAUUGUUGCUCUACAGAUUUUGUGGUUCACUUUGAGAUGGAGAAAAAACGGUUGCAGAUUUUUAUCUUUACAGUUUGAUUUGUCAUAGCUGGAAAAGCACAGGCCUGUAACUCCCCACGCUACCAGCACUGUAAUGUAGUGCACUCUCUAUUUGUGUUAAUAGUUAUGCCUGUGCUCUUUCUGCAAGAUAGGUAAAAAUCUAUAUAUUCAUAUUUAGUGUUUUAAAUUUUACACGUGGCAUAAUAUUGUAUUUUCUUUCUUACAUGCUGAAAAAGACAAGACAGGUUUACCUUUAUGAAAGUGUUUUGAUGUAUUAUUAUGUCACUGUGGGUUCGGAAGUGGCUUCUGUGAGUCAAGUGUUCAGCCUUAACUGAAAAAAAGCUCAUCAAACCUGAAACUGUUCCAUUUUCUGUUUUUCACAAGGUGCAAAUAAGUUGUUUUAAAUGUAAAAAGUGAAGUAAUGAAGCUCCAUUCAUUACAACAGAUGCUGGAUUCUCAGCAUUUCUUUCAUUCUGUAACAGUUACUAAAACACUGGAAAAAACACUUGACAAAUAAACUACAUCAAAGAAAAGUUCGCUUGAUUUGUGGUCUGUUGAUGAAUGACGAGACACGUUUAGUUGAGUCUUUGUUAAACCAACAUACUUGCAUUCAUUACAUUUAUACUACAAACAAGUAUAACAGCGUCUUUUGUGGCUUUGAGGAUUUUUGACAGUGCUAUUUCAGGAAAAUGCUAAACACAAUCUGCAUCAAGAGCUUCCUAUAAAAAAACACGCCUACAUCGAUUUCAAACAGCAGCAUUAUAAGCUGCUUUUUGUUGCAGGCAGAGUUUCCAUUUCCUGAGUAACCUGUGUCACUUGCAGAUGAAAGAGGUGUCGCUGAAAGAAUGGUUCAACCAAUCAGAUCAGAGCAGGUGUGACUUUAGUCUGAAAGCCACAGCUGAGGCCAGUUCUGCAGAUGAGCCCUCCACUUAAAACACUAAGAACGCAGCCUUGGUCGCUCCAGUCAUGGCUCUUCUAAAUCUUGUGUUAUUGGCUCUUUUAGCUGCAGUAGGCGUUCAAUCAGGGUUACCUCAUUACAUUCAAGGCAAGUGGGCUCUCCUUCAUGAGAAUCUACAGUCUGAAGCCGCUGAUGAACAGUCAGUAGCUGCAGUGGAGGACUACUGGCCUGAUGUUGAGCUAGAAAUGGUUCAUCUGGUUUCACUGAAGGACCAGAACGUCCAGACGACUCCAGAGCCAUAUGUCAUUAAAGACCAAGAUCAUGAAGGAGAAGACUCCACAGUGUGGAAAGUUGCCCUGGUGGCAGUCGUCCUGCUGGUGGCUGUACUGGGGUGUCUGAGCUUGGCCUACUACCUGUGUGUCUGGAGAGGGGGCAGGGUUCACUAUCAGCUUCAGAAACCUAAUCAUGCCUUCAUUUAAAUAAAUGCACUGUUUGAAAUUA
Molecule: messenger RNA, 2999 nt
Organism: Betta splendens (Siamese fighting fish)
Lineage: Eukaryota; Metazoa; Chordata; Actinopteri; Anabantiformes; Osphronemidae
Gene: mtfp1
Product: mitochondrial fission process 1
Exons: 6
Coding region: 96-593 (165 amino acids)
Biological process (GO): mitochondrial fission
Cellular component (GO): mitochondrion
Source: RefSeq, a predicted model, not a curated record